CGCAUCUCCACUACCUUUGGCACGUCGUUGUCAGGACAACAGGUAAACUCUGCCCGGAGCAGACAUGGCCGAGCUGCUGAAAAUAAAAAGUGAAGUAGAGGAGUUCCAUAAAGAAUACGUCUACAGAAACAACCAAGCUGAGGAGAGCAGGCAGGAAGAAAACCAGGCCGCCACCCAGAUUCAGAGCUGGUUCAGGGCCUGCAAGGUGCAGGCCUACCUCAGGCAUUUGCACAAGAAGGCAAUCAUAAUACAGACGAUAUGGCGGGGCUUCACAGCAAGGGCACGUUUCAGACAAAUGGUGAAGGCGGCAUAUUUUAUCAUGAAGAUGAAUUUCUACGAGGAGAUGGCGGUCAGGAUCCAGCGUCGAUGGAGAGGGUUCUUUGUGAGGAAGUAUGUUCAUAAUUUCUAUGCACGCAAGACCUAUCUGGAAGGAGUCAGUAGGAAAAAUGAACUUGUCAGGAGGGAGCUGGAUGAAGUCGAGGAACUCCAGAAGAGAGAGAGUGACUGUCUGGAGCUGGUGAAAGAGCAGACAGCCAGGGUCCACCAAGCUCACCGCUUACACCACCUCCUCAGUACAAAGCAGUGCCCAGGGGUCUUCAACUCUCCCUUCAGGCCAGCCCCCCAUGAGAUGGAACAACUGCUGAGGCAGGUCAAGUACCAGGCCCCCUCCAGGGGCAGGGCUUGUCUCUUGGGCAUGCCUGGCCCAGAAGCCCCCAGUUUCCCCGGGACUCCCAGAUCCCCAUGGAUGAAAACCAGUAGGACUUUGUGCUCCUCCAGGCCCAUACUACCCCCUAUUGCCAGCAAGAGACAGCAGGGUCUGUUCAUAGAGCCAGGGGAAGUGUGGGAGCAGCACGUGCACUGUCCUGACCUGACGUUGCGUCUGCAGACCUCUCACACACUCCUGGAGGAGGCCCAGCAUCAGUUACGACAACACAAGUCUGCGAGACUCUACAGGGAUACUCUAGGAACAGGAAGUUCGCUCCACCAUCUGAGCCACAGCAACAAUUCUUUUUCUCAGCCGGCCUUCCCCAAGAGCAUAAGAUAGAAGAUCACAUGCUGACUCCAAGAGGAGCUUCUCAAGACAGUGUUAACCACCAACAACACCUUUGACAAGUUUCCUUGUCUGUACUCCGAGGCAGUCCUCAUUGUGUGACACACCUCCUCUUGGCCUGGGAAGAUAAAGGGAAAUACAAAUAAAGAAAGACUGAUUAUUGUA
Acanthopagrus latus (yellowfin seabream) is the source of this 1216-nucleotide messenger RNA. RefSeq names its product spermatogenesis associated 17 (gene spata17). Bases 65 to 1045 code for a protein of 326 amino acids. NCBI's taxonomy places the organism in Eukaryota, Metazoa, Chordata, Actinopteri, Spariformes, Sparidae. Gene Ontology annotation, molecular function: protein binding. The record is from RefSeq and is a predicted model, not a curated record. The transcript is spliced from 10 exons. Gene Ontology annotation, biological process: mitotic cell cycle; establishment of meiotic spindle localization; spindle organization. Gene Ontology annotation, cellular component: spindle pole.